Molecule: messenger RNA, 361 nt
Organism: Astrephomene gubernaculifera
Lineage: Eukaryota; Viridiplantae; Chlorophyta; Chlorophyceae; Chlamydomonadales; Astrephomenaceae
Source: the annotation of a GenBank genome assembly
GGAGCUGCUCAUGCACAUCUUGGAGCGCAACUCUCAGGAACAGCUGCGCUCUUUUUUCCAGGCGUACGGCGCCGUGGAAUCCGCCGCCAUGUGCUACCUCAUCGCCACCUCCGCCCCUCCCGGCACCCUCACCUCCUCCUCCUCCCUGGGCCCCGCCGGCUCCUCCUCCGCCACCCUUGGCGGCCCGCUGGGGCCCUCCUCCGGCUCCGCCUCGUACGGCGGCCUCGCCGGGGGCUCGUCGUACUGGCCCUCCGUCGCCUCCUGCUCGCUGGGAGGUGGCGGUGUGAGUGCGGUGGCUGCCAGGGCUGCGGCAGCGGCGCUGGAGAAUCCGUUGCUGGUUGGGGAGGCGAGGAUGCCGGAG